Candoia aspera is the source of this 1747-nucleotide messenger RNA. RefSeq names its product lipase member M-like. The transcript has 9 exons. The coding region runs from base 215 to 1414 and encodes 399 amino acids. Gene Ontology annotation, biological process: lipid metabolic process. The record is from RefSeq and is a predicted model, not a curated record. Gene Ontology annotation, molecular function: hydrolase activity, acting on ester bonds. Lineage: Eukaryota; Metazoa; Chordata; Lepidosauria; Squamata; Candoiidae.
UUAGUUUUCAGCACACAUUCAGACUGAAGCCAUUUUCUAAUUAGUGUCUGCUCAUUCCCAUUCCCUUCAGAGUUUUAUGGCUGCUCAAUUGCCCCUUUCUGGUUAAGGCUACAGAUAGCAGAAGAUAUUUCAGGGCUAAUGGUGCUUUGUAUCUGCAGGAAGCUCAUGUUUAUAAAUGUUAAUCAGUGGCUGAAUUGCUUCAUACAGGUUGAAGAUGAGGACUUUCAUAAUAAUGGCAUGUUUAUGCCAAGGAAUGGUCAACUUGGAAGAACUGAAAACUUCAGAAAGACAUAACACUAGAUAUAAAGUGGAUCCUGAGUGCUUUCUCAAUAUUAGUGAGAUUAUCCAUUUUCAUAACUAUCCAAGUGAGGAAUAUCAUGUUGAGACAAAAGAUGGAUAUAUACUUACCAUCUACAGAAUACCACAUGGAAGAUAUGAUGGGGCAAAUAAAGGCACACGACCUGUUGUGUUUUUGCAACAUGCUCUCCUUGGAGAUGGUUCCCACUGGAUUUCUAACCAGCCGAACAACAGUUUUGGUUUCAUAUUAGCAGAUAAUGGUUAUGAUGUUUGGAUUGGAAAUAGCAGAGGAAACACCUGGUCUUCACAUCAUAAGUCACUGAAGACAUGGCAGCAAGAAUUCUGGAGAUUUAGUUUUCAUGAGAUGGGAUACUAUGAUAUUCCAGCAGUUGUAUACUUUAUCUUGAACAAAACCAAACAGCAGCAGCUAUACUAUGUGGGCCAUUCAGAAGGCGCAAGUACUGGUUUCAUCUCAUUCUCUUCUUGGCCAGAACUGGCUAAAAGAAUCAAGGUCUUCUUCGGACUGGCACCUGUAACCACAGUAACAUUUGCUGCAAGUCCUGUAUUAAAAUUAAUGAAACCUUAUAUAACGUUUCAUAAGAUGUAUGGCUACAAAGGAAUCUUCCAGUAUCAUACUAUUCUGAGGAAGCUAAUAGUUGAGUUCUGUUAUGCUCAACCUGAAUUCUGUGAACGUAUUAUGUCUUCUAUAGUUGGUUAUAACACCCCCAAUGUCAACAUGAGCCGUUUGGACAUGUAUGUUGCACAUUCUCCUGCUGGAACAUCUGUAAAAAAUAUUGUUCAUUGGAUGCAGAUCUAUAACAAAAAGCAGUUUCAAGCAUAUGACUAUGGCACCGAGAUAAAGAAUAUGGAGAACUACAAUCAGGUGACUCCUCCUGUAUACAAGAUAGAAGACAUAAAAAUACCCAUUGCACUCUGGACUGGUGGGGAAGACUUAUUUGUGAACCCAAGAGAUUCCGAGGCAUUAAUAGCACGGAUUAGUAACCUCAUUUAUCAUGGAUGUAUUCCUGAAUGGAAUCAUCUAGACUUCAUUUGGGGACUCGAUGCGACUGAGCGUAUGUAUGUGGGUAUCAUUGAGAUAAUGGAAAGGUAUCAUUAAUUCCCCAGCAGUGAUGUACAGAGAAAGCAUGUUGUAUGAUGACAAUCUGGUAACACACCUUGAGGCUGCUUUGAAGCCUUAAUGCAACUGAGCUGAUGAAUUAGAUGAAGAAGAAACAUUUGUAAUCUUACGUAAUGCUAUUUCUUUGGUGGAGGUUAUUGGAAGUCUAAAGAAUCCUUUGGGAUUAAAAGAAUUUAUCCAUCCCUUGCUACAUUUUUGCUUUACAUCUGGCAAUAGUAAUGCCCUUCAUGUUUGCUGGCAUUUAAUAAAAAUAUACGAUAGUUGGGCAAAGCUUUUAGUUAGAUGAAUGGUUGUGUUUUAGUAGUCCAUCAA